Molecule: messenger RNA, 9098 nt
Organism: Passer domesticus (house sparrow)
Lineage: Eukaryota; Metazoa; Chordata; Aves; Passeriformes; Passeridae
Gene: CLASP1
Product: cytoplasmic linker associated protein 1
Exons: 41
Coding region: 438-5123 (1561 amino acids)
Biological process (GO): mitotic spindle assembly; establishment of mitotic spindle localization
Cellular component (GO): basal cortex; microtubule organizing center; kinetochore
Molecular function (GO): microtubule binding; kinetochore binding
Source: RefSeq, a predicted model, not a curated record
GGCGCGGGCGGCGCGUGCGCGCUGGGUGCCCCAUUCUUCCCGUGGUCAGCGGGGCGCGCGCGGCCAUGGAGCGGAGCGGGCGCCGCCGCCGCCGGCACUGAGGGAGGGAGACGCGAGCGGGAGAGGCGAGCGCGUCCGCCCGGCCCCCGCCCCGCAGAAUGGACUGCUGAAUUGGGAUUUAUUGCAGACUCAACUGUACAGCGCUGCUCAUUGCUUCAUCUAUUACUAGUUAUUUAAAUUGGACUUUUAAUAUCCUGCCAGCUGCUGUCCACACACACAUGGUGCAUUGUUGCCAUUCUCAGAAUUGCAUCUUUGAAACCCAGGCCCUCAGUAACCUUCACAGAAGAAAGAGGCGACCUCCUGCGUACAUUUGUAGAGGGAGUUUUUGGCCCUGCUGCCCUCUGGCUUUCUGGCUGCUGCUGUAUUCCUGAGACACUAUGGAGCCCACUAUGGAGUACUGCUUAGCGCAGGUGCUGCAGAAGGAUGUUGGAAAAAGACUUCAGGUUGGCCAGGAAUUGAUAGAUUAUUUCUCAGAUAAACAGAAGUCAGCUGAUCUUGAACAUGAUCAGACUAUGCUGGAUAAAAUGGUUGAUGGACUGGCCACUUCUUGGGUAAAUUCCAGCAAUUACAAGGUGGUUCUCCUGGGGAUUGACAUCAUCUCUGCGCUGGUGUCCCGCUUGCAAGAUCGCUUCAAGGCCCAGAUUGGCACAGUGCUGCCAAGUUUACUUGAUAGGCUGGGAGAUUCUAAGGACUCAGUGAGGGAGCAAGAUCAGACCUUGCUGCUGAAAAUCAUGGAACAAGCUGCUAACCCUCAGUACGUGUGGGACAGGAUGCUAGGAGGAUUCAAACACAAGAAUUUUCGGACAAGGGAAGGGAUUUGCCUCUGCCUUAUUGCAACACUCAAUGCAUCUGGAGCUCAGAGUUUAACACUGAGUAAGAUAGUGCCACAUAUAUGUAACUUACUUGGAGAUCCAAACAGCCAGGUUCGAGAUGCAGCAAUAAACAGCCUUGUGGAAAUUUACAGACAUGUUGGUGAACGUGUAAGGGCUGAUCUCAGUAAAAAAGGAUUACCCCAGUCUCGGUUGAAUGUAAUUUUUACAAAAUUCGACGAGGUCCAAAAAUCUGGAAACAUGGUCCAGACUUCAGUUGAUAAAAUUUUUGAUGAUGAAGACUCCGUGGAUGGGAACAGACCUUCCUCAGCCAGCUCCUCUACAUCUUCAAAGGCCCCUGCAAACUCGCGCAGAGUCGGGAUGGGCACUACCCGCAGGCUUGGCUCUGCACCCCUGGGCUCCAAGUCUUCAACAGCCAAAGAGGGAGCAGGUGCUGUGGAUGAAGAAGACUUCAUUAAGGCAUUUGAAGAUGUCCCAACAGUCCAGAUUUAUUCCAGCCGGGAUCUUGAGGAAUCCAUAAACAAGAUCAGAGAGAUACUAUCAGAUGAUAAACAUGACUGGGAACAGAGAGUUUCUGCGUUGAAAAAGAUCCGCUCCUUACUUUUGGCUGGAGCUGCAGAAUAUGAUAACUUCUUCCAACACUUAAGACUUUUGGAUGGAGCUUUUAAAUUAUCUGCUAAAGACCUGCGGUCUCAAGUUGUACGAGAGGCUUGUAUCACCUUGGGACAUUUGUCAUCAGUUCUGGGAAACAAGUUUGACCAUGGGGCAGAAGCCAUCAUGCCAACAAUUUUUAAUCUAAUUCCAAAUAGUGCCAAAGUCAUGGCCACUUCUGGUGUUGUAGCAGUUAGAUUAAUCAUUCGACACACGCACAUCCCUCGGUUAAUACCCAUCAUAACCAGUAAUUGUACCUCCAAGUCUGUUGCAGUUAGAAGGCGCUGCUUUGAAUUUUUAGACUUGCUGUUGCAGGAGUGGCAAACACACUCCUUAGAAAGACACAUAUCAGUGUUGGCUGAAACAAUAAAGAAGGGAAUUCAUGAUGCAGACUCUGAAGCCAGGAUAGAGGCAAGAAAGUGCUACUGGGGUUUCCACAGUCACUUCAGCCGAGAGGCAGAGCAUUUGUACCAUACCUUGGAGUCUUCCUACCAGAAGGCCCUGCAGUCCCACUUGAAGAACUCUGACAGCAUCGUGUCCCUGCCACAGUCGGAUCGCUCCUCCUCCAGCUCCCAGGAGAGUCUCAACCGUCCACUGUCUGCCAAAAGAAGUCCUACUGGAAGUACAACAUCCAGAGCAUCUACAGUAAGUACAAAAUCUGUGUCAACACCAGGAUCUCUGCAGCGAUCCCGCAGUGACGUCGAUGUGAAUGCAGCAGCUAGUGCCAAGUCAAAAGUGACGUCUUCUGGAGCAUCCACCCCCUUCAGUUCUGCUGCAGCCUUGCCCCCAGGGUCAUACGCAUCACUAGGCCGGAUUCGCACCAGGAGGCAGAGCUCUGGCAGUGCCACCAGUGUCACCUCCACGCCUGCCGAUACCCGAGGCCGCAGCCGGGCUAAAGUGGUUUCCCAGUCCCAACGAUCCAGAUCAGCUAAUCCUGCUGGUGCUGGCAGCCGGUCUAGUUCUCCGGGUAAGCUCUUAGGAAGCUCCUAUGGUGGCCUGAGCAGCGGAACAUCCAGAGUCCAGCCAGUGCCAUCCUCCUCAGAGAAGCGCAGCAAGAUUCCUCGGAGCCAGGGAUGCAGUCGGGAGACGAGUCCCAACAGAAUAGGCCUAGCACGGAGCAGUCGCAUCCCCCGACCCAGCAUGAGUCAGGGGUGCAGUCGUGAUACCAGCCGUGAGAGCAGUCGAGAUACAAGCCCUGCUCGGGGCUUCCCUCCACUUGCUUCUCGACGUCAUUCCAGGUCCACUAGUGCUCUCUCCACUGCUGAUUCUGUUGGGCAGUCAGACCGGUUUGGGCUCGGACAGCCAGGCAGGAUGCCUGCUUCUGUGAAUGCCAUGCGAGUCCUGAGCACCAGCACGGAUCUGGAGGCUGCUGUGGCCGAUGCACUGAAAAAGCCGGUGAGAAGGAGGUAUGAGCCCUACGGGAUGUACUCCGAUGACGAUGCCAACAGCGACGCUUCCAGCGCUUGCUCGGAGCGCUCCUACGGCUCCAGGAACGGGGGCAUUCCGCACUACCUGCGCCAGACUGAAGAUGUGGCUGAGGUCCUGAACCACUGCGCCAGCUCCAACUGGUCUGAAAGGAAAGAAGGGCUCAUAGGUCUUCAGAAUUUGCUGAAAAGCCAACGGACACUGAGCCGAGUCGAGUUAAAAAGGCUGUGUGAAAUAUUUACUCGCAUGUUUGCUGACCCUCACAGCAAGAGAGUCUUCAGUAUGUUUCUGGAAACCCUGGUUGAUUUCAUCAUCAUUCAUAAAGACGACUUGCAGGAUUGGCUUUUUGUUCUCCUGACCCAGUUGCUAAAGAAAAUGGGAGCAGAUUUGUUGGGGUCUGUGCAGGCAAAAGUUCAAAAAGCUCUGGAUGUCACCAGGGAUUCUUUUCCAUUUGAUCAGCAAUUUAACAUUUUGAUGAGGUUUAUUGUAGAUCAGACCCAGACACCAAACCUGAAGGUCAAAGUUGCUAUCCUGAAGUAUAUUGAGUCCUUGGCAAGACAGAUGGAUCCAACAGACUUUGUGAAUUCCAGUGAGACAAGACUUGCUGUAUCUAGAAUUAUAACUUGGACUACAGAACCAAAGAGCUCAGAUGUGAGAAAGGCAGCACAAAUAGUCCUGAUUUCUCUCUUUGAACUGAACACCCCUGAGUUUACCAUGUUACUUGGUGCCUUGCCAAAAACAUUCCAGGAUGGUGCUACCAAGCUCCUGCACAACCACCUCAAGAACUCCAGUAACACCAGUGUGGGCUCCCCCAGCAAUACCCUUGGUCGGACUCCUUCCCGGCACUCCAGCAGCAGAACCAGCCCCUUAACUUCACCUACCAACUGCUCCCAUGGUGGACUGUCUCCAAGUCGGCUCUGGGGUUGGAGUGCAGAUGGGCUGUCGAAGCACCCCCCUCCCCUUUCUCAGCCUAACUCCAUCCCCACUGCUCCUUCCCACAAGACUUUCAGACGCUCUUACUCUCCCAGUAUGCUGGAUUAUGACACGGAGAACCUAAACUCUGAUGAAAUCUACAGCUCUCUUCGUGGAGUCACAGAAGCAAUUGAGAAAUUUAGUUUCCGUAGUCAAGAGGACCUGAAUGAGCCAAUCAAACGUGAUGGAAAGAAGGACUGUGACAUUGUGUCUCGGGAUGGUGGCCUUGCUCUCCCUAGUGGCGAUGUCCGUGGAGGCAGUGACAUGGUGGAGGGCGGAAGGAUGGCUCUGGAUAACAAAACCUCCCUGCUGAACACGCAGCCUCCCCGCGCCUUCUCAGGGCCGCGCGCUCGGGAGUACAACCCCUAUCCUUACGCUGACACCAUCAACACGUACGACAAGACGGCCCUGAAGGAAGCAGUGUUCGACGAUGACAUGGAUCAGCUUCGGGAUGUACCCAUUGACCAUUCGGAUUUGGUGGCUGAUCUUCUGAAGGAGCUCUCCAACCACAACGAGCGGGUGGAGGAGCGGAAAGCAGCUCUCCUGGAAUUGCUAAAGAUCACAAGAGAAGAUAAUCUUGGAGUUUGGGAGGAGCAUUUCAAAACCAUUCUGCUCUUGCUGCUGGAAACACUUGGAGACAAAGAUCAUUCAAUCAGAGCCCUGGCGCUGCGAGUCCUGCGGGAGAUCCUGCGGAACCAGCCGGCGAGGUUUAAGAACUAUGCGGAGUUGACUAUCAUGAAAACACUGGAAGCACAUAAGGAUUCCCACAAGGAGGUCGUCAGAGCUGCUGAAGAAGCUGCUUCCACCCUGGCGAGUUCCAUCCACCCUGAGCAGUGCAUCAAGGUGCUUUGCCCCAUCAUUCAGACUGCAGAUUAUCCAAUUAAUUUAGCUGCCAUCAAAAUGCAAACGAAAGUCAUCGAGAGGAUUUCCAAGGAAUCGUUGCAUCAGCUCCUACCUGAUAUCAUUCCUGGGUUGUUACAGGGUUAUGAUAACACGGAGAGCAGUGUCAGAAAAGCCAGUGUAUUUUGCUUAGUGGCUAUUUAUUCAGUAAUUGGAGAAGAACUGAAACCUCAUCUCGCACAACUCACAGGAAGCAAGAUGAAGCUACUAAACUUGUAUAUAAAGAGGGCACAGACCACCAACAGCAACAGCAGCUCCUCUUCAGAUGUUUCAACGCACAGUUAAUGGAGAUCUGUGGACAUAUGUGUAGACUUAGCAGCAAUCAACGGUGCCUCUCAGAGACCUUUCUGCUACUCUUCACUGGCGUGCUCCAUCAGCUUAAGGAGGCCAUGCAGAUAUUUAUUGCAAUCAGUAUUUUAGUCCCUUAAAAGCUUUUAUGUAGAAUCUUACUGGUAUUGAAUGUAAAGGAAGCAAGGUCUGUGUCGCAGUCUUCAUUAAAGUGAACAUCAGAAAGCCAUACUUAAACAUAUUUGUAUAGCCUGCUGAAAUCUCAGAAAUAUGUUUAGGUUAGCAUUCUAACACUGAGUCCAAGAACCUGGACACAAGUAAAAGUCAAACAAAUCGUGUUGGUUUAGUUCAUACCCAGUUUUGGUUUCUGUGUGCUAGUUACCUGCUCUCUCCCCUCACCCAUUCUGGCUGGGUCCUUCUCUUCUUUCAAGUCUUGUGUUCCUGUUCUGUACUCCCUGUUGCAGCUUGCCUGACUUGCAGGGCCCUCCAUGGGGAGAUCUUUGCAGGUGUAGCUGUGAUUCCAGCCUCAGAUGCUUUAAUACUGAGAGAUACCAAGUGAGUAAUGAAAGUAGGUUCUUUUUAAACAUCUGAGUUUUGUACAUAGUUCUGACAGGCCCCGGAUGGGCUGAUCUCUCUGUAACUGCUAUCCAGCCAGAUGUGCUGUGCAUAACAGCUGGGCUCUUGCUCUUUUCAUUGACUUUGUAAAUACUUCUCCCCUCUCAACCCAUUUGGCUCUUUAAUAUGUUCAAAAGACUCCCCAGGUUACCUGUUACUCCCCAAAGGGAACCUGAGACCCAGUUCUGGGACCGACCUCUGCAAUAGGAUAGUGGAGUUAGGUGGGGGGGAUUGGGUUAGGCUCUGUGUCAGUGGGUGGGCAGUGGGAGCUGGCAGAGCUGUGCUUCAGUGCCAGCUGUUUUCUUUGAAAUCUGUAGCAUCAAAGGGCUGAUCUGCUGCUCUGACUGACCCACUGAUGCUGGAUGGCUUUGUCCCCACAGCUCCUUUGCACUUUGGGCAAAAUGUUCAUCCCAGAGGACAGAAAGGGUGUCUGAAUCUGAACAGAAAUACCACAUGGAAGCACCUCUGAGCCAGCUGGGACAGUGCUGGUUGCCUGCCACAGCCCCUCCUGUUCCUGAAGAGCCUGCAGUGCUGUUAACUGCCCUUAGAAGCCUCCUUUGUGCCAUGUCCAUGCACAGGCUUGCUGAGUGCUCUGCAUUUCAGAAGAGUGGGGGUCCCUCACCGGGCACUGCUGACAGCAGGGUGCUCUGGGUGAGGUGUUUGCAGCCUAAUGACACAGACCAGGUCAGAGGCAAACCAGCAGCCAUCAAAUACCCACAGCACUGCCCCUCCCUGAACACAGACCCUUCUGUUUGCAGAGGGGGAGCUCCCCCUGGCUCUGCCUGUAACCAGGGAAGGCAGGAGGUUGCUAAUUAACGUGCUGUGUUUGGCCCUGGGCUGGAUCCUGGCUGAUGGGCAUGCCCACCCCAAACCUGCCAUGGAUCACAGCUGGGGUUUUGCCUCCAGUGCCAGUGAUGCAAGAGGAUGAUGGACUUGCAGCUUAUGGCUCAGCUGUGGUGAUGGAUGUGUGUUCCCUGGCUGCUCUCAGUGCCCUGGAGUCUCUCCAUCUUCAUCUCCCCUUUAGGGAGCUGAAGGGACACUUUGGGAACAUACUGAGAACAUGAGACUCCAUUGCUGCAGCAGGGCAGGGUACAGCCCCUUCCAUCAAUUAUCCCUCUGUGUUUCAACCCCAUCCCUGAGGAGUUAAGUGGGAGCUGACACUUGGUGCCAGCUUUUCUCCCAGUUCUCUUCUCAGGAGGGGUUGGGGCUGGUGGGGCUGUGUCACUGGGCUGCAGAGCUUGUUGGUCCCUUUCCCUGCUCACCUGAGAGCAGGGGAGUGGCCUGCUCCUGGUACACAUGUGCAGGUUUUGCUGGCUGCAGGGCUAAUUCCCUCAUCUUUCCCAACCAGCAAUGCUAUGGCAGGAAAAACCAUGUGCUUUCCUGGGGUGGGGGAUUCCCCCAGGGUCUUUCUGCAGGCUCAGAAAAGCCAUCCUCACUGAAGGGGGGGAUUGGUUGCUCUGUGGUUCGUGUCUGCCUUUCCAUGGACCAUUUCUUUUCCACAUCUUUCUGUAUGCUUGUUAGAGUGCUCUUUUUAAAUUUUUUUGAAUGCGUCAAAUUUGAUUUUAACACAAAUUUAUUUUUCCUUUUGAGGAAAUACUCAGUUGACUUGUUGGCAGCAGUUAAGCUGUCUUGUUUGAAUUUUUAGUAGUGGGCUAGGUUUUUUGGGGGGGUGUUGGUUUUUUGUUUUGGGUUUUUUUUUUUUAAUUGUGCUCUUAACUGCUUAGUAUUUAUGCCUCUCUUUCUCCCCAUCUCAGCUCAGCAUCUUCUGUUCCAGCUCUGGGCUUCAGAAGGUCAGCAUAGCUGACCAGGUGGUGUUAGUCCCUCCCAGCUGUGAUGGAGCUUGGUCUAUCAUCAUUUGCUGAUUGUUGGUUUUGAUUUUUUUCCUUUCCAUUGAAUGGCACACUGUAGCAAAUCUCCAGGAAUGGAAUUCCUUCUGAAAUGAUUUGACCUGCUUUAUGAAACGCUGUUGGUAUGCACUGAGAGUGAAGGCGCUGUGCCGUCCCUGGCGCCACAGUCGGGUCCAGGCUGGCCCUUGAGAAGGUGCCCAGGCCAGGCUGUGCUUCCCGAGGCACCACAGGGGCUGCAGGGGGAACCAGGCCUUACUUCCUGACCCAGAUUCAGUUCUCUUUGUCAACAGAUGCUCAUCAAUGUGCUACUUGAUUCCACGGCGUGGGUCGAGGACUGUCCAUCCUUUGAGUACUCCAGGGCGUGUUCUCCCUGUACACAGCAGGAGCAUUCUGCUUGGGUAUUUAUAAAUCAUCACUGACAAUGUACAUAGUAGGGGUCUUUAGAACGUUGAACGUGACCCAGUUUUUAUUUUGUGUUUCCUUUGAAGUACUCAAAGGGCUAGCUCUGAAUGUCACCUCUCUGAUCUCCAGUUUUGACUUCAACAAGCUGUACAAUCAUCUUGUUUUCUCUUCAGCAAGCAUAAAGGUCUCUCUGGCUACAAAUCACAGUGUCCACGCACGCUUGCAGAGGAAGGUCUGCAUGCUGCAGUGCCUCACUGCUCCGGUGAAGCUUGUGCUCACCUUCUCCUGGCAGUAGCCACCUACUGCAGCUGCCUUUUUUUUUUUCUUGCUGCCCAUUAUGCAGGGCUUCAAUUUUUCGUACCUUUAAAAAAAAAGGAAAAAUAAAAAAAGGAAAAAAAAAAAGUGUAUUUUCUUUGCCCACCAUGCUUUAAAAAUCUGAAUGGGAGAAAACUCUCAGCAGACAGCAGCUCUUGGCUGCAAGGUUGCCGAAAUCUCAGAUGUGGAUGUUUUUUCUGCCAUUGGCUGCACCAGUGCUCCGUGGGCAUGGGCAAAUCCCGGCUCCAUCUGCCCCACAGGUCUACGUACUGUAGUUCUCAUAUAGUUCAGAAAUACCGAGGCAUGUGGCUUUCUUAAGGUACACUAUGUGUGCUUGCCUGGAUUACAAUACAAUACAAGACUGUCUUUUUAAUUGCUUAUUACUAGCUUACCAAUAACCUGUAUAAGUAAUGUAACUUGCAUCUUUGUCAUCAGAACCUUUUCUCCCCACCCCUUUAUUUAUCAAGCAUAAUAUUACAUAUUAAGGGACAGAAAAAUAGACCUUUGUAGUACACAGCAGGACGUUGCUAACAAUGUUUUAAAUGGGAAGUAAAAAAUGCUCUGAAAAAUGCCAGCCAUGAGAAAUGACUUUGUUGGCACCGUGUUCAUGCGCAUGUAUUUUUUUCUAUUUUUUCCGCUUUUGUCAUGUUACAUCCAUAUCUGUAUUUAUAUCUUAUUUGUUUCACUUUUGAGUGUAUCAUGGCAAUUGUACAGAUGUUUUUUGUUAACAUUUACGUGAUAGAAUUUGCUAAAAAAAAAAAAUUAAAAUAAAACCUUUUGAGUUUGCCCUAGA